This is a messenger RNA of Entrophospora candida, 327 nucleotides long. NCBI's taxonomy places the organism in Eukaryota, Fungi, Glomeromycota, Glomeromycetes, Entrophosporales, Entrophosporaceae. The record is from the annotation of a GenBank genome assembly.
AUGCCUAAAUUUACAAAGCAAAAAGCACAUUUAAAUAGACUUGCUUUAGUCAAAAAAAAUAAUAAUAGCUCAUCUGGUAAUGAAAAUCAAUUAGAAACUAAUUUAGAACAAUUUUCAUGUGAAGAAUCUGAGGAAAGUUGGUUUGAAGAAGGAAUAGAUAGAGAAUUAGAUGAAAAUUCUAAACAAAGUGAGGCUAAGAAAAAUGCUGGAAAAAAUGGUCAAUUAAUAACUGCAUUUUUUGAAAAAAGUGAAGCAGAUGUUAAUAGUGAAAAUGAAAGUUCUGAGGAAUUUAUUGAAAGUAAUGAUAAAGAAAUGACAGAGUUGUGA